UGCAUACAACUCGUUUUGGAUUUCUUCUACCUUCUCAGUUCUUUUGCAUCUCAUAGUGAUUGCUUCGAUCUGGGAUUCUGCUGCUCGCUAAGGUUGUCUGCCAUCUAUCUUGUCAGAGAUUCCUCUCGUGUACUUUUUGGCUCGCUGAUUGAUUAAGUCUAUUCCCUUCUCUCGGAGGGUCUGGGAGGUGCGUGUCUGUCUAUUCGAGUUGGUUUGCGUCACUCGUGCACAGGCGGAGGUCGAUCGGUAUCGGUUGGCCAGUUUUCUGAGGGAGCUAAGCGUUUUUUAUUUUUAUUUUUAUUUUUUAUCAUAUUAUUAUAAUAGAUUUCUGAGGGGGAGCUCUACUAGUGAAGAUGCCUUGCCUGUGUUCUCCCUCCACUCAUGCUGGCUCUUUCCGGUGCCGCUUGCACCGAUACAAUUCCUGGGGCGGAAAGAACUUUAGGCCCAAAUCGGGCGAGGACUUGGAAAUCUCGACGGAUUCAUUGAUUGAGAAUUGUCUCAACAAAGCGCCGAAGUCGAACUUGAAGCCCGUCCCUUCGCUUCCUGCUCCCUCACGCACUCCAAAUGUUAGAAGUCCACCAAAGGGAGCGAGCAGGCUGCGGAAUGUGGUGAGCAGCUCGGACGAGGAGGAUGAAGUGGUGAAGCCUUCAGUUCCUAGCACUGAACGUAUGCCCGGCAUGAAGAUGGCUUCUGGAACCGGAGGCAGCUAUGCUUCAGCACCUGGUGAGCGCGCUGCCAUGUUCAGGAUGCUGAAGACUGGUCAACCAAUUUCCAAGAUCUACUCAUAAUACUAUCAAUACUUUGGUAGUGUUGCCGACACAUGUAUGAUAUCUUGGUCUCUCUCCUGUAAUUAAUUAGAAGUCAUAUGUCUGUCCCGACUGUACUAAUCGUCGGCAUAUGAAACGGGUUACUUUUUGUACUGCUUUUUAUGAGUCAUUUUUACACCGGUUUGCAUACCGGAUAUAUUGCCGCCUGUCUGCUACCGAACCGAGGAGCUCGGCUCCUCCUCCAUCGACUGCCAGAGAAAUUUCCGAGAACCGAUUUUAGGACUCUUAUCUUAGUAGAGUUGAACAGUCGUUGUCGUCCGGAAGUGGACGAGUUUUGUAUACAGGGUGAGCAUCAUUUGUGCUCUUUAGCAUGAUGACUUUUUUAGUCGUGUAAUCGUC
Molecule: messenger RNA, 1166 nt
Organism: Physcomitrium patens
Lineage: Eukaryota; Viridiplantae; Streptophyta; Bryopsida; Funariales; Funariaceae
Source: RefSeq, a predicted model, not a curated record